Molecule: messenger RNA, 705 nt
Organism: Xyrauchen texanus (razorback sucker)
Lineage: Eukaryota; Metazoa; Chordata; Actinopteri; Cypriniformes; Catostomidae
Gene: hcst
Product: hematopoietic cell signal transducer
Exons: 5
Coding region: 269-511 (80 amino acids)
Biological process (GO): positive regulation of phosphatidylinositol 3-kinase/protein kinase B signal transduction; regulation of immune response
Cellular component (GO): membrane
Molecular function (GO): signaling receptor binding; phosphatidylinositol 3-kinase binding
Source: RefSeq, a predicted model, not a curated record
GUGGGUAGAAGUGUGAGCAGAUGAACAGAAGCAAAGUUGCAAUGAAACGCUAACGCACUUCACUAAGGACUAUUUAUUCUCUUUGUUGUUUUAAUCAGGAAAUAAAUAGCGUGACUGGAUCUUUUGAAAUUUGGUGUUUCAGGUGACAAAAAAGACUUAACAUUUUUGUUUUCAGGGUUCUCCCGAGUUAAUCAUAUUUAACUUUGCUACGAAAUUAAGCAUAAAACAGGUUAAAGAAGAGAAAGAGAACAACCGUAUUAAACAGGAAAUGGCAGAUAAAGGUCCUUUUACUAUUUGUUUCCUUUCACUGUUAGGUAUGGUCAGCGCUACUGAAGAUAGAGGCUCAUGCUAUGGAAUAAGCCCUGCCACCAUAGCAGGUAUUAUAUUUGCUGAUGUUGCCCUGACGGUACUCAUUGUUACUACAACAUAUUGGUAUGCCAGCAAACGCAGACAAAAGAAAGAAAAGGCUGACGAAGUCUACAUGAAUGUCAGAGCAAACUGCAAAUCAUGAACAUCUUUGGAAAAUUGACAUGAACGAUGAAAAAGUCUUUUUUUAUAAUAGUAAAUAACAUGAUAAUAGAAUAAUAUUUUAACUGUGUCCAUUCCAUAAUUGCCAUGUAAAAUAACAAGCAACACCUUGUUUUGCCAUGUUUGUGUAAUUAAAAAAAACUUGAUUAAUGAAUUGGUGUAUGGAUUUGCUUAAAG